CAACAAAAUCCACCAGAGUACAUUUUAGAUAGGGCAGAUCUGUUCAUCUGGGAGUCAAUCUGUUUGUGUUCCUAGCCGACUUCAAGGACCUCAUAGCAUCUCCAGUUAGGGCAAUCUUAGCCUUGAGGCAUAAAUUAACUGACAACAACAAAGUUCCUUGUGCCCUGUUGGAGGCUUCCUUGGAGCACACCCAAAUCAAAGAUGGAAGAGGAAGACUCAGCUGCCCCUGAAUCAGGAAGAGGCCCCAAUACCAUUGAGACUGGGAGCAGUGGGGAAUUCUGGGAAAGAACCAUGCAGAAGAUCUCUGGUGAGGAGGACACCCUCAGCAAAGAUGUCCAGUGCCAUCGGUUCAGGAAGUUCUGCUACCAGAAGGCUGAGGGCCCCCGAGUGGUUUGCAGCCAACUCCACCAUCUUUGCCAUCAGUGGCUGAAGCCAGAGUGGCACACAAAGAAACAGAUCCUGGACUUGGUGAUCCUGGAGCAGUUUCUGGCUGUCCUUCCAGCAGAGAUAGCGAGCUGGGUGAGGGAAUGUGGAGCAGAGACCAGUUCCCAGGCAGUGGCCCUGGCCGAAGGUUUCCUCCUGAGCCUGGCAGAGGACGAGAAGCAGGAAGAGCAGCAGGUAAAAAGUCUGUUUGCAGAACUGGGCACUGAUUUCCCUGAGGCAGAGAAGGCUCCAUCAGACACCAGGCAGAGGCCGCUGGGCGAUAAUGGCGUGAUACCUACUCAGGUAUCACAUCUCCAUCGCGGAGCGGAAGCAGCUGCUGUGGACCUGGAUCAGAAUUUAGUCACCCUCGAAGAUGUGGCUGUGUACUUCACAGAGGAGGAGUGGGCCCUGCUGGAUCCUGAUCAGAGAGCUCUACAUAGGGAAGUCACGGAGGAGAAUUGUGGGACUCUGGCCUCUCUCGAAGGUGAUAAAUGGGAAACUAGGAAUAAGGAACAAUGUGGGAAAGAGACACAGGAAAGAGACAAAUAUACAAUGAAGAAAUGGCGAAGAAGGAAAACUGAAGAGAAGAGAAGGAAUAAAUCUUCUGUUUCUGAGGAUAGUGACUACCAUAAAAUUACACUCAAACAAUGUUUGGAAUGUGGAAAGAACUUCCAUUACAGUUCUACCCUUACUUCACAUCAGAGAAUUCACACAGGGGAGAAACCAUACAAAUGUAUGGAAUGUGGAAAGAGCUUCAGUCAGAAGAUACAUCUCACUAAUCAUCAACGAGUUCACACCGGGGAGAAACCGUAUAAAUGUUUGGAGUGUGGGAAGGGCUUCAGAAGCUGUUCUGGCUUUGCUUACCAUAAAAAAAUUCAUACAGGGGAGAAGCCAUAUAAAUGCUUGGAAUGUGGAAAGGGCUUCUUUCAAAAGGUUGACCUUUCUUCCCAUCAAAGAAGUCACACAGCAGAGAAACCAUAUAAAUGCUUGGAAUGUGGAAAGGGCUUUCGUCAUAUUUCUAGCCUAGCUUACCAUCAAAUAAUUCACAUGGAGAAACCAUAUAAAUGUUUAGAAUGUGGAAGGAGCUUCUGUCAGAAGACAAAUCUUGCUACUCAUCAAAUAAUUCACACAGGGAAGAAGUCAUUUAAAUGUUUGGAGUGUGGAAAGAGUUUCCCGUACAUUUCUAAUCUUACUACCCAUCAAAGAAUUCACACAGGGGAGAAGCCAUAUAAAUGCUUGGAAUGUGGAAAGAGCUUCACUCGGAAAAUACAUCUCAUUAACCAUCAAAGAAUUCAUACUGGGGAAAAACCCUAUAUAUGCUUGGAAUGUGGUAAGAGCUUCAGUCAGAAAUCAAAUCUCACUUCUCAUCAAAGAAUUCAUACUGGGGAGAAACAAUAUAAAUGCUUAGAAUGUGGAAACAGCUUCAGUAGCAAGAUAAGUUUUGUUGCCCAUCAAAGAAUUCACAUGGGCGAGAAACCAUAAAAGUGCUUAAAGUGUGGAAAGAGCUUCAAAAGAAGCACAAACUUUCAGUGUGUUAUCCAAGAAUUCACAAAGGUGGGAAGCCAUAUUAAUACUUGAGUAUAGAAAAAGCUUCAGUAAGAAGAUACAGCUCAAAGAAUUCUCACGGGAAAAUCAGUCUAAAAGCUUGGAACCUGGAGAUGCUUUUGUCACAGUUCUUGCCUUUCUCCCCCUCAAAUAAUUUGUACAGGAGAGAAACUGUGUAAAAGCUUUGAAUGUGGAAAGAACUUCAAUCACAGUUCUAACCUUCUAUCAAAGAACUCACACCUGUUUGGGGGGCAUUAAAUACAUUGGCAGUAAGAGCUGUUGUCUGUAGGUCUGGGACAGACCUCUUCAAGGGAAGGGGUGGUAUUAUAGGACUGGAGAUUAGACUGCAUGUAAGCUGUGAGUUGCUCCCAAGCCUGUGGUUUUACAUCUGUAUGGUGAGAUUCUGUAGUGGAAGGAACUUGAAGUUGUCGAACCAGUCUCUUUGUUACAAUGGUCCUAGUUAAGUUUGUUAAGCAUUUGUUUGCAUGACAAAAGGAGUUGGCCAAGUACAAAAAAAAAAAAAAAAAGUACAAGUACAAAAGAGGCAGACUCCUCCACAGAAUCGUUGUGGGUGGUGAUACCGUGCCCCAGGAGGGACUUAAUACUGGGAACGAUCUAUCGUCCCCCUGAUCAAAAUGCUCAGGGAGACCUUGAGAUGAGAUAUGAAAUUGAGGAAGCAUCCAAACUAGGAAAUGUGGUAGUAAUGG
Molecule: messenger RNA, 2675 nt
Organism: Rhineura floridana
Lineage: Eukaryota; Metazoa; Chordata; Lepidosauria; Squamata; Rhineuridae
Product: zinc finger protein with KRAB and SCAN domains 7-like
Exons: 6
Coding region: 202-1905 (567 amino acids)
Biological process (GO): regulation of transcription by RNA polymerase II
Molecular function (GO): DNA-binding transcription factor activity; RNA polymerase II cis-regulatory region sequence-specific DNA binding
Source: RefSeq, a predicted model, not a curated record